Messenger RNA from Closterium sp. Naga37s-1, 558 nucleotides. Lineage: Eukaryota; Viridiplantae; Streptophyta; Zygnematophyceae; Desmidiales; Closteriaceae. The record is from the annotation of a GenBank genome assembly.
AUGGUGGUGUUUGUGUGCGGCACAGCACCCGUGUGCGAGGGCGUGUGCGUCGUGCUCCUCCGCUCCUCGCUGCUGCAGCUGCUCUACAUCUGGCUCGUGCGACACAGGAUCCUGUUCUCGGCCACGAUUCUGAAGCACGCGGUGCACGUGGUGAACACGUUCCCGUCGGUCAUCUGGGUGGCGUACCUCUUCCUCCUCCUCAGCCUCGUGUGGACCGUCGUCUGGGUCGUGGGCGUCUCAGGCGCCAUGGCGCUGGUGAGAGCCAUGCCUCUCUGUAUGCCCCCAUCCAGUCAUCUUCCGCUCCACAUCAUGUCACCGUUGCACCAUGUUGCAUCUACUGACCUUCCCGCUGCUCUCCCAUCCUCUCUCCCACCCCGUGCGCUGUGGUGUGUGUGUGCUCUCCCUUCCCUUCCCCCACACCAUGUGCUGUGCUGUGGUGUGUGUGGGUGGGCGGCAGACGAACGCGUUUGUGGUGCUCAUCAUCCUCGUACUCAGCAACUACUGGACCAUGGAGGUACUUAUGCCACCCCUCUCCUCCUUGCCAUGCAAUGGGUUUAG